UGUAUUGAUUAUCGGGGUUUGAACCGGGUCACUGUGAAGAACAAGUAUCCUCUUCCUAGGAUCGAUGAGUUGUUGGAUCAGUUGAGGGGUGCUACUUGGUUCUCCAAGGUAGAUCUGGCGUCGGGUUAUCAUCAGAUACCGAUAGAUGAGGCAGAUGUGAGGAAGACUGCUUUCAGGACGAGAUAUGGGCACUAUGAGUUUGUGGUGAUGCCCUUCGGAUUGACUAACGCGCCAGCAGCGUUUAUGAGAUUGAUGAACAGUGUGUUUCAGGAGUUUCUGGAUGUAUCUGUCAUCAUUUUCAUCGACGAUAUCCUGGUUUAUUCUAAGAGUCCUGAGGAGCAUGCAGUGCAUUUGAGGGCAGUUAUGGAGAAGCUGCGGGAGCAGAAGUUGUUUGCCAAGUUGAGC
Messenger RNA from Camelina sativa (false flax), 405 nucleotides. The record is from RefSeq and is a predicted model, not a curated record. NCBI's taxonomy places the organism in Eukaryota, Viridiplantae, Streptophyta, Magnoliopsida, Brassicales, Brassicaceae.